This is a messenger RNA of Salvelinus sp. IW2-2015, 1910 nucleotides long. RefSeq names its product histone acetyltransferase KAT7. Gene Ontology annotation, biological process: positive regulation of transcription by RNA polymerase II; negative regulation of DNA-templated transcription. The record is from RefSeq and is a predicted model, not a curated record. Gene Ontology annotation, molecular function: histone acetyltransferase activity; transcription coregulator activity; zinc ion binding. Gene Ontology annotation, cellular component: nucleus; chromatin. NCBI's taxonomy places the organism in Eukaryota, Metazoa, Chordata, Actinopteri, Salmoniformes, Salmonidae.
CUGCUUGAACACACCACGGAAGUGUGAGACAAACGUUGAACGGCAUCUCCAGUCAACCAGUUUCAUUAGUGAGCAUUUUCAUUUUAAAACGCUGUGUUUAUUUUUACUGCUAAGGGAUAGCUAACGUCUUAAAACAGACACCGUUAAAGUGAAAUAUGCCUCGGAGAAAGAGGAAUGCUGGGAGCAGCUCCGACGGCACUGAAGAUUCAGACUUCUCUGCUGACCAUGAGCACACAGACAGAAUCGAGACCUAUGGGAGAACACGGAGGAACACGCGCCUCACCCGGGCAUCGCUGCGACUCAGCCAAAGUUCACAAGAUUCCAGCCCUGCCCAGAUCAGCCCAGCAGAGGUGGUGACCUUCUCUGCCCGGCGAGUGACCCGUAGCCGUAGUCUGCAGCAAGGGCCGCCAGUCACCCCCAAGAAAUACCCUCUGCGCCAGAGUCGCUCUUCGGGGUCGGACACGGAGCAGCAUGUGGAGGACCUGAAGCGAGCAGCAGACCAGGACGAGUCUCCGCCCCGYACCCCAACAGGGAACGCCCUCUCAUCGGAGUCGGACAUUGACGUGUCCAGCCCUAACGCCUCUCAUGACGAGAGCCUGGCCAAGGAGCUGUCACUCAAAGACUCUGGCAGCGACCUCUCCCACAGGCCCAAGCGCCGCCGCUUCCACGAGAGCUACAACUUCAACAUGAAGUGCCCUACACCAGGCUGCAACUCCCUGGGCCAUUUGACAGGGAAACAUGAGAGGCACUUCUCAAUAUCUGGCUGCCCUCUCUUCCACAACCUCUCUGUAGAUGAAUGCAAGACGAGGGCCUCCUCUCGUGACAAACAGGUGGAGGAGCGGACGUUGUCCCACCGGCAGGAUGAGAACAGACACGCUACCCGUCACCAGGCCCCAACGGAGAGACAGAUGAGGUACAAGGAGAAGGUGACGGAAAUGAGGAAGAAGAGGAACUCGGGUCUGCCAAAAGAGCAGAAAGACCAGUACAUGGAUCACCGGCAGUCCCACGGCAACAACCGAGAGCCCCUCCUGGAGAACAUCACAAGUGAUUACGACCUGGAGCUCUUUCGAAAAGCCCAGGCACGUGCUUCGGAGGAUCUUGAGAAGCUGCAGGGCCAGGUGGCGGAGGGCAGCAACAUGAUCAAGACCAUUGUGUUUGGCCGCUACGAGCUGGACACCUGGUACCACUCGCCCUACCCCGAGGAGUACGCCCGCCUGGGACGCCUCUACAUGUGUGAGUUCUGCCUCAAGUACAUGAAGAGUCUGACCAUCCUGCGCCGGCACAUGGCCAAGUGUGUCUGGAAACACCCACCAGGGGAUGAGAUCUAUCGAAAGGGAAACAUCUCCGUCUUUGARGUGGACGGUAAAAAGAACAAGAUCUACUGCCARAACCUGUGCCUUCUGGCUAAGCUCUUCCUGGACCACAAGACCCUAUACUACGACGUGGAGCCCUUCCUCUUCUACGUCAUGACAGAGGCUGACAACACCGGCUGCCAUCUUGUUGGCUACUUCUCAAAGGAGAAGAACUCGUUCCUGAACUACAAUGUCUCCUGUAUCCUCACCAUGCCACAGUACAUGAGGCAGGGCUACGGAAAGAUGCUGAUUGACUUCAGUUACCUACUGUCUAAGGUGGAGGAGAAGGUGGGCUCUCCAGAGCGGCCCCUCUCAGACCUGGGCCUAAUCAGCUACAGGUCCUACUGGAAGGAGGUGCUGCUGCGCUACCUCAACCAGUUCCAGGGGAAGGAGAUCUCCAUCAAGGAGAUCAGCCAGGAGACAGCCGUCAACCCAGUGGACAUCGUCAGCACCCUGCAGUCCCUCCAGAUGCUCAAGUACUGGAAAGGGAAGCACCUGGUCUUGAAGAGACAGGACCUAAUCGACGACUGGGAAGCCAAGGAGACCAAGCGUGGCUAG